This is a messenger RNA of Paramuricea clavata, 5753 nucleotides long. The record is from the annotation of a GenBank genome assembly. Lineage: Eukaryota; Metazoa; Cnidaria; Anthozoa; Malacalcyonacea; Plexauridae.
AUGGAUCUGAUUAAUAGGUAUGUACAUCUAUUUAAUAUGUGAUACUUGAUUGAUUUUGGUAUAUUAAGUGGACACAUGUUCGUAUAUUCAAAUUACUAUACGCUUGAACGCUUCGCUUUGUUAGACUUGUUAGGGGCGACGUCCAUAUUCAAGUUGCCACGCAAAACGUCAAAUUGACGUUUUGCGUGGGUGGGUGGGUUAAAACUGUAGUGCUGUGACGUUUUUACCGUGGCAAUAUGAAUAUUUUCCAAAACUACAACGCUAUAAUUAUAUAAUUUAAUUAUGUAGAAUAUAUAUUAAAAAUAACCGUCAAUAUUUAUUAAAAUAGUAUCAAUACGCGAUGGAAAAGUUAAUAUAUUUACACUAUUUUAUCAAUAUUGCAUAUUAAAAAAGAACUUACGUGGUAGAAUUUUUGUCUUUCUUGUUUCCUACAUAUUUAUACACGUUUAUAAUAUUAACCCAGAGGAUAUAUUAAAAGGUAUAUAUAAAACUUUCAUACUUGGAGCGUUCAAACCCAAUCUAAGUUUUGAAAUAUUCAUUACGUCACACUUGACGUUUUCAAGGGUGGGUGGGUGGGUUGUCAUAAAAACAUCAAUUUGACGUUUUGCGUGGCAACUUGAAUAUGGACGUCGCCCCUAAUAGAUAUAUACGAGAAUUUACUCAAUUUAGGUCACUUCAGUUGGCCACCCAGUUGAGACUUCGAAAUUACAGAUUUACUUGUAAUAUUUUUGUUGUGCUUUAGAUAUGAAAGUGACUCAGACGAGGUGGAAGUAGAAGGUAGACAAUUGUGUAUUUACAUAUUUGAAGGGUAUAAAAAGUGGAUUAUAUAAUUAUUUAAACUAGAAAUACAUGUCCCUGGACCCCUGGUUUCUUAACAUACGAACUAUAUAUUGCACUGACGUCACAAAUCCUUAGAGUGUCCUCCAGAUGCUUCCUAUAAACAAUAUCUGUUCUGGUACAACCACCACCACAUACAGCGCAAAAAUUAACCAUUUUAAUACAAAAUUAUUAUAAUUUUUUACAAAUUUGCUUUGUUUACAAAAGUUUUAUUAUGCAUAUAUUAUUAUGACUAUUAUAGAUUGCUAAUUUGCCCUCCAAAUGCAUUGUCACCGGCGCUGUGACGUCAUGUGCAUGCAAUGGGUAUAGAGUGCAUGUUCACAAAAUCUAUGUAAUUACAUACGUUGCUAAAUAUAAUAUGUUGUAAGAGAUUGAUUGUUUAUUAUGUCUCAGGAGGGGGGCGAUGGUAUUUCUUUAAAAGAUAUCAAAAUAUGCACCCCCUAUAAUUUUUAGAACUAAAAAUGACUCCUUUGUUUAACUAUACAGAUUAAAGAUAUACCCCCUCCAUCCGAAAAAAAAAUGGAAUGGGCAUCUCUAGGCAUAAAACAUUCCAAUUGUGAGGCCUGGUGACAAGGAAGUGCCAAUAGAAAAAUUGGGCACUAGUUUACCACCGUUAGACAAUUUCUCCAUGGAUCUCGUUCAUAGCCAUAUUUAAAAAAUUACCCCCCCCCAAAAAAAAAGAAAACCACCGCCCUGAGACGUAAUAAACGAUCGGUCCCUACAUAUAAUAAACUAGCUCGAAGUUAACCCUGUUGUACUACGUUGACAGUGCAAAUACAUUCUGAUCAGCCUAGUCCCAGUCGUUAUGAAGCAAGCGCGAAAAAAAACGUGAAUGUAGUACGAGACUGGGACCUAGGCGGACCUCACAGCUAAAGGUGCUUCAGAACUCCUAGUAGAUUUCAGUAUUUUUGAUAUGGCGGAAAAUUUGUAUAUAAUAUACAAAUAACCUUGUAAAUACGACAAUGUUUGUUGAUCAUGUUCGAUGUUUACAUAACCAAAUUGAAACUGUAUUAAAAAUGUACUCAAUCAAAAAAAUGAUAUACAAAUUUACGAUACUGAGUCUGAGCAAUGGUAGAAUGUUCAAAACAGUUUUGUCGUAUAAUCGUUGAUGUUAUUUAUAUACUCGCAAGUUGCGAUCAACACUAGACAAUACUGGUAUACGCAACUACGCUUUCUACUUGACAGGUUUAAGUAGCUAAGGAGAUUGGAAAUAUUUGCCUGACAUGACUGUGUUGUCAAAACAUUUUUAGUCGAAAACUCGGCAUAAUUUUCAAGCUUCUAGAUAGCAUUUAAUGGCUUUAUAUUUUAGUAAACACGAGUCAUAUUUAGCCCGUUAUUCCAUUCUGACCGCAUGGUAGCGAAACGUAGCCUAUUUCAUUGUUCCGAGAGCAUUAGAGCGAAACUAAUGACUUAAUUAUAAACGCAAAGGAAAUUUCCACAACUUUUUCUAUUUACAAAUGUGGUAUGCUUGGUACCCAAGCCAGGGACCACUUUUUUGAAAUCAGGGAUCAUUUUACCGAAAUCUGCUAACCCAGGCAUAAAACUUUUAGGACUUAUUAAAAUAUAUCAAAGCAGCGUACAGAGAAAGAGAGAGAGGCUGGGACUAGGCUGCAUCCUGAUAUCUUUACCAAAUUUUGUUCGUGUCAUCCAACCUCGUACCCAGUACUGUAAAAGUGGGGAGGGGGGGGGUCGCUUGUGGGCGGAGCCCCCCUUAUUCAAACUCUGGGGGGCUGAGCCCCCGUUUUACUUUAGAAAAUCGAAAAUUUAUUAUGUCACAGAGGAGCUUCAGUCAUCUGGCGAUACUAAAUACCGAAUGUACUCAUGUCCCAGAACGACAAGAGAAAACGUCAUUUUGGUUCAUUUACGGAGCAGAAUCUCUGAUACAAUCUCAACAAAAAUAUUUAGUUUUGGUUUUAAAAAACUCCAGCAGAAUUAGUCAGACUUUUGAAUUAUAUUUAGUUUCGACUAUCACAGACUUUUUAAAAUACGUUAGUUAUUCCUUGCACAUAAUUAUGUAGAUUAGUUCAGUCUUCAUUAGUACGCUGGACAGGUGUUUGUUUUCAUUUAUUAUUUUCUUGUCAUGUAUUAGUGGGCUUGCACUUUCCAGAAAAAACAUUUCUAAGAAAGAAAAGGACGAUAAGUAUGGAAAAUGCAAUUUAAAUUACGCUUUAAUAAAGUAUUAAAUUUCGAAGAAAAAAUCUAUUCAAGGAAAAUGUACUAAGCGAAUAAAUUUUACCCUUAUAUAAUGGCUUGCUUAAGACUCGUUCAAGAAAUUUUUAAGAGAAACUAGCAGGUUUUAUUGCAUUUCCGGGGCUCUGAGAAGUCUCAGAUUUAAAAAUUUCCCGGACCUCCCAGUCCCAGAAGGCUCAUGCCUUCGGCGUUCGCUAGCCCCCCCCCCCUCCCCAUAAAAAAUGCCGCCCGGUAAGGGCUAUAGGUUUACCCCUGGUCACCCCUCGUCAUCGUAUGGCUCACCCCUGGUUGUCAUAUGACGUCACGUUUUUUUACGAUUUCACGGCUUCACGCUCCUCAAGAGAGCCCCCCCUCUGGUAAAUUCAGUUCUACAGCACUGCUCGUACCCAGACUCUUUCCACUACGUUCCAUCAAGUACUAAAGUCUAGCAUUUGUUCCAGGUCUAGCUUGUGCGAUAUUCAGUAUUUUUUGAAAAAUUUGAAUACUUUUCUUGGUGUUUAUAGGCAAAUUAAAACCAUUUGCAUAUUUUCUAGCAAAUUAAAACCUCGCGUAAAUGUCAAAAACAUAAUACCUUAUUACCCUAACCAAAUUGAUUAAGAAAAAUAGAAGAAAAAUAUAUUAAAAAGCGGAAAAAUUUUGCAAUGUCAGUUUGGUAGAUGGAAACAAGUGAAAACCAAAAUAAAUAUUCCAGUCACGCACAUGCGCAUAAGGUACAGGCCUGUUAGAACAAUAGAAAUAUUUAUAGUCAGAAUGACUUUUCACUUUGCUGGUGUUCCCAUUCCUGGGUGUUGUACCCAAUAUUAGUAACUCUCGCAGGCUCGGGAAUAUAUUUUACAUUUUUAUUUUUUUAGAACUUAACAGUACUAAUGUCAGAAAUGAAAAUGCUGUUUCAGUCAUUAGGUUUGCUCUAUUUAAUAUUGCAAUUUAUAUUGUGAUCAUUCCAAGUCUGCUCAUCCAAUGACCAAUAUUAUAUGGUGAAAUGUUGCUUCUUCUCAGGGUAGGGCACGCCAUAUCAAUGUAGGGAUUUUGUUAAAUUAUUCUGACCUCAAUAUCAGGUGUGAUUUAUUGGAUAAUCGAAAAUUACACAGAAAUGCAAACAGAAGUAAUGUUUAUUUUAAUUUUAAUUUUUAGUGACAAUGAAAAUUAUGAUACUUUUGGUAAGUAAAACUUUUUUCAGUCACUCUGUAGACCACGUUCUGACAUCUGUAUACAUUAUAACUGAACAGUAACAAGAUAAAACAAGGUGGCAAAAACAGUCAGUAGAUUCAUGCAGUUGGUUUUUUAUAUAGUGACGAAUUUCGUUGCUUUGCAACAACCAUGCAUCUUUUCAGUAAUAGAUAACGGCUAUUAGCCAAUAGAAAUGCGUAAAGUAGUUUAAUAAUGAUUAAAUAAUUAUUAUUAACCAAUGAUAUAAUUAUUUUGAAUAAGUUUUCAGUAUUAAUUCAAAUAUGAUAUCACACAAGUUUCACAAUUCUACAUCUUUAUAUCUAGAAGAAUUCUCAGAUGAAAGUAUCGCUAUUGUUAGCGAUUCUGAAGAGGAACUGAGGUAGAAUUUAUUUACGAUUAUUCAGUUACGUAUAUGGCAGAUUAGAAUAAUCCAGCGUUCAUGUUAAUAACGCAUUUAAAUUUUAUGAUUUUGGAUCAGAAGAGUUGCCAAAUCAUUGCGUGCUUUUAAAUGUUUGUUUCUUUUUCCAUUUAGACCAUUGGAAUAUUACAAUGACAACCCAAAUAUUCCGUACUAUUCGAAGGGGAAAAAAGACUUCAAAAUGUCGGAAGUUCUUCAUGCCAUCCAACUUAGCGUUGAUGCUGACAGAAUAUGCGUCGAACGUCCGUUAGGUGUAACAGAAGACGCGUCCUUUGUGAUUGAUACGAGUAAGCUUGAAGCACGAAAAGAUUAUCUUGAGGACAAUACUGGCAAUUUUCGGAAUUUGGGACACUGUGGUACAGUAUUUACCGUAAAGAAUGACAAGAUUGUUAGUAUGUCCGCUAUGGAACGCUCAUUAAAAGAUCGACCGCCACUCAAACGUGGUGAAUUUUUGGUGAAAGUUGUCUACUGGGGACAUAAAAAGCACAAAGACUUCAAGAAACGUACUUACGAAGUUUCCAGUUUCCGAGGAGAAGGCGUGUUUGUCCUCGUACGUUAUUUGUUUGAAGAUGAAGCUCAUGAAGUAAGUCCGUGUAAGAAGAUGCGAACUAGCGAGGGAGCAAAACAAAAAAUACGUGAUCGUAUCAAAUCUCAUAAAACACCAAGCGCCAUUUUCGAUGAUUUGUUUGAGGAAGCAGGAGGUAUGGAAUUUGCCUGUACCGCUGACCUACCUCGGAGCAUUGGCCAAAUAAAAUAUGAGCGUCAUAAGCAGCGCAAGAAAUCUGAUAUCGACGAAAUGGCUACCUUGCUGCAACUGUCAAAACAAAACUCGUAUAUUCGUAAUCUUCAGUGGACUCCUCAUCCGCGAAUGGUCGUUUUAACUGAGAACGUUGUGCAAGAUGUUGUUGACUUUUGCACGAAUCCUGAAUCGUUUUCACCAUUUACUAUCGACACAACCUUUAAUGUCGGUCCAUUUUACGUUACUACAACAACGUACAAGCAUUUGAAGUUGGUGGAUGAAGUUGGGUUCCAAGAAAAGUCCGUCGCUUCCUGGUCCAGCAUUGUUUCACGCAAAACAAGAUACUGGGCAGUUUCUCUACUUUGCCCAAACGUUGCAAGAGGUAAACCAGGACAUUGGUGA